Molecule: messenger RNA, 2125 nt
Organism: Oxyura jamaicensis (ruddy duck)
Lineage: Eukaryota; Metazoa; Chordata; Aves; Anseriformes; Anatidae
Gene: ZNRF2
Product: zinc and ring finger 2
Exons: 5
Source: RefSeq, a predicted model, not a curated record
CACCUGGCGGCGGCGGCGGCUCCUCACGCCGCUCCCGGCGGCUCGGCAGCGGCGGCAGCCUCGGGGGGAGCCGCGGGGUCGGCGCCCCGCAGCAGGUCCCUGGGGGGCGCCGCCACCGCCGCGGGGGCCCGCGCCGCGCAGUCCGCCUUCAGCAUCCCCCACAGCAGCGGCCCCUACGGCUCGCAGGACUCGGUCAGCAGCACCCCGGAGGAGGGCGGCCGGGAGCGGGCCCCCGGGGGUGGCGGUGGCGGCGGCGGAGGCUCCGGCGGAGGCUCCGGUGGUGGCUCCGGGGGGCCCCGGCUCGUCAUCGGCUCGCUGCCCGCGCACCUCUCGCCGCACCUGUUCGGAGGAUUCAAGUGCCCUGUAUGUUCAAAAUUUGUAUCUUCUGAUGAAAUGGAUUUACAUCUUGUGAUGUGUUUGACAAAACCAAGGAUAACCUACAAUGAGGAUGUGCUGAGUAAAGAUACUGGGGAGUGUGCAAUAUGCCUGGAAGAGCUGCAGCAAGGAGAUACUAUAGCACGGCUGCCUUGCCUCUGCAUAUAUCAUAAAGGCUGCAUAGAUGAAUGGUUUGAAGUAAAUAGAUCUUGCCCUGAGCAUCCAUCAGAUUAAGAGAAGAGUCAUGUUUUUAGCUGCUUCCACUGAUCAGAAAACAUAGGAGAUCUGCGGUUCCCUUGCUGAACACAGCGUGCCUGGCUUGAGACUUAACUGUUCUUUGUGGCUGAAAAAGGCAAAGGUGGACAGUGACACGGAAAAAGCAUUGCAGACACCAGUAGUGCUCAGUAUACCAAACACUCAUGCAAAGGACACACAGGGAUUUUGAAAAUGCUGCACAUUCUGUAACAAUCUACUCCCCACAGACAUUAUUGACACUCUUUUGUAUUGAAGGCCAAAGUUCCUAAUUUCAGCCCAACUUCUGGUUCUGUGAAGAAGCGGGUUAUUGGACACGUUUCCUGCUGCCUCAAGUGGAAGCCGAGACGUUCGAUACGUGCUCUCUGAGACCCUUGCAGGAGGGUGGCCCCAUUUUUAAAUGGGAACGUUUUCACCUUCUCGUUGGCUGAAGAAGAGUAAAUGGCAAAUUAAAUGUAAUCUAACAGUGUGACCUUAUUUACUGAAUUCACACCAUGUUUUAUGUUCUUCACUUUUACAAGAACAGAAAACAAACUUCUCUGCAUAGGAAUACUAUAUUUCAAAAUUUUGUAACUAAACCUUUGUCACAAUGCAGUCCAAAGAGUAAAACUGGGACAGGUAACUAAUUUAUAUUGAUCAAGCUAUAGGGAUUGUUGAAAUCUGCACAUUGUAUUGCUAUUUAAGUAACUAAAACUUCUCUUUUACUGCUUGUGAGUAAAAACAAAACAGAAAAAAAAUGCAGCAAAGCAAAAUCUUACAGCUAUGCAACUUUUUUUUAAAUAGGAAAAAAGAAGAAUUACCAAUUUUAAGUGCUGCCAGUUAAGGUAAUUUGUUUAACGGGUAUUUUUUUAAAAAUGUUUCAGGUAAUUAUUUUAUUGUACUACUCUCAUCUCCAGGCUGCCUCCUGAGGUGGAAAUGAAUAACUACAAAUGUGGGCACAGCAAGAGUGUUGUUUUUUUUUUUCUUAAUAGGCAUGGGUGAGAUAACAUCGAGGUGGGAAUCGUGUUUAAUUUUUAAAACACGUACGUGCAAGUUUUUCUUUGUUUCCUUGUUUGAAUGUUUUAUCUGAUGGCAGGAUUUGUAGUACUUUGCAUCUAAAUCAUUGGUCUCUUCAUGUGGAGGCUAGCAUUUGACAGUGUGGUUUUUUGUUCCUUUUUUAAAGGCACCUGCAUUUGUUUAAUUUAUUGUUAUUUUACUGUAUAAUAUUAGUAUAACCAGGGCUCCAUGAAACACCAGUUGUCUCUGGGGGGUACACCAAGUAAAACUGUGGUUAAGUAUUAGUUCCCAUAAGGUAUUACAGUUCAAAAAAAAGAAAAAAAAAAAAAAAGAAAAAAAAACUGGAACAGAUAUCAGGGCUUAGAAGAGUACUUUUUACAUCAAGAGUUAAACCUAGUAGUAUCUGAAUUUCACAGUACAGGGAAGAGUUUAUGAAUAUUUAUUCCUGACAGCAGUUUUAGUGGGUUUCAGUAGCGAAAAUAAAUUGCACACUUCAAACGUU